Plutella xylostella (diamondback moth) is the source of this 1690-nucleotide messenger RNA. It is a transcript of the gene Rpn6, whose product is annotated as regulatory particle non-ATPase 6. The record is from RefSeq and is a predicted model, not a curated record. Lineage: Eukaryota; Metazoa; Arthropoda; Insecta; Lepidoptera; Plutellidae.
CGUCUACCAUACGAUACGACUUGUUUCCGAAAAAAGAGGCCGUCGAUGACUUUGCGUUUACAAAGGAGAAAAGUGUAAUCAACCGUUGUUCUGCGAUUUUAUAGUGUUUUUAGCAUAAGCGUAUAAAUAUACCCAGCAUGGCCGGUGCAAUGUUAUUCGAGAGGUCACGCGUCUCGUCGACAAAGAGGGAGGAAGACGUCCGCAUGAUCGACAAGAUGGUUAGCACUGGUGAAGUGCCCGAGGAUGAUGAAGAAAACAUACGUGCUAAGGAGCAGGGUAUCUUAAACCUCGGCGAAAAGUACAAGAAAGAAGGUAAAGCCCAAGAACUGGCCGAGCUCAUAAAAGCUACGAGGCCAUUUCUAAGUUUGAUCAGCAAAGCGAAAGCUGCCAAGUUGGUGCGUUCGCUGGUCGAUUUCUUCCUCGACUUGGAGGCCGGGACCGGGAUAGAGGUGCAGCUAUGCAAGGAGUGCAUCGAGUGGGCCAAGGAGGAGCGGCGCACGUUCCUGCGGCAGUCGCUGGAGGCCCGGCUCGUGGCGCUGUACUACGACACCGGCAUGCACUCGGAGGCGCUCGAGCUGGCCACGGCGCUGCUGCGCGAGCUCAAGAAGCUCGACGACAAGAACCUGCUGGUCGAGGUGCUGUUGCUAGAGAGCAAAACAUACCAUGCCCUUAGCAACCUACCUAAAGCCCGUGCCUCACUUACAUCAGCCCGAACCACAGCCAACGCCAUCUACUGUCCCCCCAAAAUGCAAGCAGCCCUCGACCUGCAAUCAGGCAUCCUACACGCGGCCGACGAACGCGAUUUUAAAACCGCUUACUCAUACUUCUAUGAAGCUUUUGAAGGAUAUGAUGGUGCUGAUAGCCCAAAAGCUCUAACAGGCUUGAAGUACAUGUUGUUGUCAAAGAUUAUGUUGAAUCAGGCAGAAGAAGUGGCAGUAGUAUGUGGGAGCAAAACUGCUUUGAAAUAUGCAGGUAAGGAACUGGAAGCGAUGCGGGCUGUCGCUACUGCUUCUCACAAGAGGUCACUAGCUGACUUCCAAGCUGCUUUAAAAUCAUACAAGCCUGAGUUAGAAGAGGAUGCGGUGGUGCGGGCUCACCUCGGAGCCCUGUAUGACACCAUGUUGGAGCAGAACCUGUGCCGCAUCGUGGAGCCCUACAUGCGAGUGCAGGUGGAACACGUGGCACGCUCCAUCCGCCUCCCCGUCAUCCAGGUGGAGAAGAAACUGUCACAAAUGAUUUUGGACAAGAAGCUAAAUGGCAUCUUAGACCAAGGAGAGGGUGUACUUAUAGUUUUUGAUGAAUCCCCCUUGGAGAAAACCUAUGAGACUGUCCUGGAAACCAUCCAUCAUAUGAGCAAAGUAGUUGAUACUCUUUAUCAGAAAGCUAAGAAGUUGUCGUAGGCCUGUGUGUAAAUUUGUAGCAUUAAAAUUAUAUAAAAUAAUAUCAAAGUAACCAUUAAAUUUCAGUUCAAAUUGAAGGAAAACUAUUUUUGAUGAGCUUAAUUUGAUUUGUUUUACCUUACUGUUGUAAUAUUCAAAACUUAAUAGUAAUAAUGGUUAAUAUAUUCUCUCCUGCUCUUAAAUACUAAUCCUGAUAAUUUGAGUUUACAUUACUUUCCAUUUCAUACUUAAUAAGCUAGGGAAAAUUAUAUUCUGUUUUAUUGAGAUAAAUAAAUGAGGUGUUCUCCCAA